Messenger RNA from Cryptotermes secundus, 4765 nucleotides. RefSeq names its product phosphoinositide 3-kinase adapter protein 1 (gene stumps). Gene Ontology annotation, molecular function: fibroblast growth factor receptor binding; transmembrane receptor protein tyrosine kinase adaptor activity. Bases 955 to 4746 code for a protein of 1263 amino acids. Lineage: Eukaryota; Metazoa; Arthropoda; Insecta; Blattodea; Kalotermitidae. Gene Ontology annotation, cellular component: cytosol. The transcript has 19 exons. The record is from RefSeq and is a predicted model, not a curated record.
GACACCGCCAGCAAAGCCGGUGAUGUUUCAGUCUUUUCAAUCGUAGACAUAGCAGGACGGGAGAAAGAAGACCGAUUCUUCCAGAAACAGGAGGUAGCAAGAGUGGGGUGAAAUCUCCCAUCAUCUGGUGCUGUUAAAAGUUGAGAGUUAGCCAGAGACAGUGAAGCAAGCUCGCGAGAAGGCUGGCAAGCGGAAGGAAGGUUUUCCGCUUCUCAUUGCCAGCGGGAGAGUCGAAGUGGUCGCAAGCCGCUGGAGGAGACAGCAACACAGUACGACUUUGCGAUGACUCGAACCACGUGUCCUACCGAGAAAGUAGACUACUCGAAUCUAGCUCUGAACGAUGAAUUGUUCAGAAUCUGAGAUUUGCAAGGACUGCACAUUUGAGUGACAGUGACGUAUGUGUGUUGACACUUCUUGGAUACUGCUUGGAAAUAUAAACAUUUUGCAGUAUUUUAUUAAGUAUAGGCCUUUCCUUUUAUACAAGUGCGUUUCUAUGUAAUUUGAAAAUAACGUACACUUUUGUGGAGUUAUUGCAUACUUAUUGAAAGCACUAUAACAAUAGUUUAUAUGUUUCCGAUCAAGUAAUUAAUAAUAUUAUGAUUAUGAAAAAACAGUGUUUGAACAUGAAGCCCCAAAGUUGCUAGCCAAGUUCUCGAGUGCUUGUUUUACAUUUAUCUGUGAGAGGAGCUAAUGAUUUUGACACGCGGAUGUGACAGCACAGUAAUAUCGCAAUUAAUAUUCGAAGACUUCACCCGAGUGUUUGUUCGUAUAUGGCCAAGUUGCAGAAGCGCUGAGAGGUGUAUAUAUUACUACGGUCCUUGCAUGUGUAAUGAAAACCCUAAGCCGGACACUGCUGGAAAACAUACAAAGCAGGAAAGAAGAGAUAUCACGUGGACAUCUUAGUCAACGGACGUAAGGAACAACGAUUGCCCCACCCACCCACAGCUGAGGACAAUGGAAGCUCUAGACAAUCCGUCGUACUUUUCUCUUCCUGGGUGUUCGACGUCACGUAUUCCGGCGUCGACCUCACGAAGUCCAUUCUCUCUACUGAAGCGUCGUGGCGCCAAUAUCCGUAAUAUGGGCGCCAAUACAUCCUCGGCUUCCUGCUCAUCGUCGUCGCUGGGCCACAGCUCGGCGCCCACUACUCCCACGACUCCUGAAGCUGCAGCAAUCCCGUUGCUGCCAACGGCUCCCGUCCCCUUAUCUUCGCAUUCCCAUCACAGAAGAAGUUUCCGUUCCUUGCUGCGUUCCAUGAGUGCCAACCAUCACCAUGGUUCGGCAGUGUAUCAGUUACAACAUCAGCUCCUGGUCCUUGGUGAGCCCCGGCCUUCGGAUAUGGCACCAGAGUCUCCUUGUUUGCCGCAUCAUAAUCUCCACCAUCCUUCCACUUCCUCUUCUAACAAAGAUGAUCACCAUCACCAGCAUCGACGAAAUCAAAGUAAUAAAAGCGUCAAAUCUCAAAAAUCAUCAAUGGAGCUUUUAAACAGUGACAUGGUGUAUUGUCCAGUUCCUGAUACCCCAAAUUCUGCACCACCUCCAGUGCCCACGGCUGCUGCCUCCGAAGAACUGCUCAGUGGAUCUCCUGAAGAAGUCUUCCUUGGCAAUGGAGAUGCUCAUUAUUAUAACAUGACAGCAGUCAUGACGAUUCCUUUGCCCGGUUCAAACGGCAACACUAGCAGACGGCGUCAUUCCAUAGGUACGUUUCUGAAUAGAGACCGUGGUAGUUACGGCUCCUUACACAAGACCACAGCCACUAAACCUGUUGCUACUGGUAAGGGUGAAGCUGUUCUAGCGGCCAGCAAUGACAUAUCGCAGAAAAUGUCUGCAGGAGGCAGUGGAAACAAGGGAAUCAGGACGCAAGAUGCUGUGACACCACCAGUGGGUCCGGGUGGUUGUUCGCCUUCCGAUUGGCGCCAUCCUGCUGCAGCGACCUCAAAAGUGGCAGCGGAUAUUACUCGCUCGGCCCAUUCCAGGAGGCGGUGUAACAGAUGCUGCAACAUCAAGGGUAGUCGAGUUGCAGACAUGGAUGACAUCUUGAUAGUAUCAAGUCAUCAGAGUCAGACAGCUGCUCUGUGGGUUAACUACCUCAAAUUAUGCUUUGAUCAGAUCAGCAAAUCACGCAAGAAACCGCCUUUUAGGAUAAUGUGUGUAGGUUUGGAGGAUGUUGUUGGUCCACAAGUGGUGCCUCUUGCCAUUGAAGAAAAGAUGACACAUGUGAAGCUGCAGAUUGUGAUUAUCUGCCCACAAUUUCUGCAUCAUAUUUAUGAGAACCCAGGACCUGCCACGACUUUAGGUCGCUUGUUACAACCAGAUAGAGUCUUGGCGAUGUUACUAGGAGUGGAUGAGUCUGCAGUGACUGAACAGCACCGAGCAGCACUCAUAUCUUAUCAGCAGUGGCAUCACAUUCAAGUAAGAGACCAAGAUGAGUCAUUUGUGAGCAAGUUUCUGCAGGAAGCACUGGAUAUGAUGGCACGCGUGUGGCGCCAGCAGACAUUACGGGCUGACAAAGCUCUUUUCUCAGUAAUACCUAAGAAAGUGAAAGAGGGGCAAAAUAAAGUAAUUAUACUGCUAAAUGAACCAGCAGGAAAAGAAGAUAAACUUAAAAUCACAAUAGACAAGAAUGGGGAAUGUUUGGAAGUGACAUCUAUGAAAAGGAGGAAUCCUUAUACAUUACAUUUCCAAAUGCCAGCAAGUUGCUUGGAGGUAUCAAUGUUGGUGAGCGUGCAUGUAGAAAAGAAUGGACAAGCUCUUGGUUACCGGCAAGUGAAAUGUGAGAGUCGUAUGCGUGAACUUGACCAAAUUUUACGCUCUUGUGAUAAUCCUCUGGAGUUCAUGUGUCAGACACUAGGCUUUAGCCCAGGUGACCGUGAACGUCUGGACAACUUCCUUGUAUCAGCAUUCCAGCGUAAUUUACCUCCACACUUCAACCUCUUACACAUAGCAAAACAUCCACACCAUCACAUGACUCGUACUAGUCCAGAAGAGUAUCCAACACUGCUGCAUUUUGCAGCAAGAAAUGGGCUGGAAAAAUUAGCUUGGCAACUCUUGGAGUGUCCAGGUGGAGAAUAUGCCUGUGAAAUUCGAAAUGCAUGUGAAUUGACACCAGCAGAAAUGGCUGAAGCAGCUGGCCAUAGCAAGUUGGCUAAUGCACUCAGGGGAUACAUGCAAAUGACUGAAUUCACUAGCAUGUACAGCUACAUGAAGAUCAUGAGUGAGGGAAAGGAAAAGUCCACAGGUUUUGAUGAAAUUGAGUAUCACCAACCUCGUCCUCUUAGUGAAACCUACCAAGUUCCUCCAGCAGCACGUGGCCUCAUGGAUAACUAUCAAGUACCACCCACGGCACGGCCAUAUUUUCCUCCUGAAUGUGAAAUAGGUUACAUGGAAAUGCAUCCUCCAGCUCCACUUUCCAGAAAUAGUCUGGAUUUUCUGAAUACGGUAGCAGUAAAUUCAGAAGUUCCUGCUGCAGGUCUUCGAGCACAGUCUCCUUUAUGUACCUCACCAGAGUCAGACAGUCUAGAUCAGAUCAAUUUAGAAGAGGAGAGACGUUCUGUUUUAGCACACAGUUCCAAAAAGCCAUCUGAGCAGAAGCACCAACAGUAUGGUGCACAAGAGGAGCUUUCAGAGAUUCUUAAUGACUUCAAGAACAAUGUAUUUAGCAUUGCUGAAGUUGAGAAGUUUGUGGAGAACUGGCGAAACAGAAAUGAUGUGCAGCAGUCUUUUAAGGAUAAACAGGAACAGCUUAAUCAGAUGCGUGAAGAAUAUGAACGACUUCAACAGAAAAUGAAGGAAAGUAUGAAACGUCCCACGCCUUUUGAGCGAUUUUGCAAAUUAUUCAGAGGAAAGCCUAAAGAAACGAAGGAAUCUUCAAGUGGAUCAUCAGGAAGCUAUCAAGGAGAUGGAACAAAGGCCAACGAUAAUGAAUCCAUUCCAGUAUGUCAGCGUCCAUCUAGCAGCUUAAGUCUCCAGAGUAUUUCCAGUUCAUCGUCAUCAGGUCGCAUGAGUAUGGAAAGUGCUUGCAGUGGUGCAAGCCUGGGUGACUCUGGGACACACUCAGAUUCUGAAGACAGAAAGAUGCGGUCUUCAUCACCUGAUGUAAGAAACUUCAGCAGCAGUAUUAAAUUUGGCAUCCAUAGCUAUGAAAUACCUCCAGCGCCAAGGCCACUUCAGGGAAAGUGUUCUUCUCCACGUUACGCUCCAGCACCUACUCGGCAAAGAACUCCUCUGUUGUCUGCACCCUCUCCUUCUGCUGCUUCUAGUAUUUCUAUAGAGAAACGUCCUCCAUGGCCUUCACCUCGGCCUGACUUGCUGGAAUUUGAGUCAUCAAAUAGCAUUGAUCCUAAUGGUGGGGACUGCUGUUCUUUCACACAAUCCACCAUGAUCCUGCAGUCCCCAACGAGUAAGACGAGGGCGUGUAAGAGCAACAAUAGUGCUGAACAGCGUAGUUCAAGUGAAAAUGGGGAUUGUGAAUAUUUAGAACUGCAACAUGGUCCCAUUAGUGAUGAUUUGAAGACAGAAGACAUUGAUGUCCUUGGUGUAGACUCUCAGAAGGCCUCUGUGGCAGAGACUACAACAAAUAUGAAAUCAGGAGAGGAUUCAUCUCAAAUGGAGCUUGGUACAGUUAAUACUCUUUAUCCACCAAAGAGCCCAGCUCCAAGUGAUGAUUCAGACUUACCUGAUUAUGUGAAUGUGACUGUCUCAACUUCUGAUGCAUGUAUUCCACCUCCUGUACCACCUAGAAAUAAGUAGGUUUUUGAAGUUGCUAGUU